UCGAUCCCGAGGCCUUCCUCCCGGAAGUGGCGGCGCGGAGGGCCGGCUGCAGCCGCGAGGUGACGGCGGUGGAUAAUGGCGGAGGCAGCGGCAGCCAUGGGGACGGCGGCGGCGGCGGCGGUAGAAGCAGCAGCAACAACAACAACAACAACGGGAGCCGCCACCGCCACCACCACCACCACCACUGUGGCAGCCGCCGGAGCUAGCGCAGGAAUUGGUUGGACUAAGCAGGUGACAUGCAGGUAUUUCAUGCAUGGAGUUUGUAAAGAAGGAAACACCUGCCGUUAUUUCCAUGACCAUGCAACCAGCAAGCCUUCACAGAUUUGCAAGUAUUUUCAGAAAGGAUGCUGUAGCUACGGAGAACGUUGCAGGUAUGACCAUGUGAAGCCGUCAAAGCAAGGAUUGUCGGAGGUUCAGAGUGGUCCUACACCAUUGAUCCCGAAGGAUUCUGCCACAGCAUCAGCUGCUAAACUUACUCCACUUACCAAAUUAAAUGGUGAAAUGAGCACAAAAACAGCAGUGAUUGAGGAAUGCAAACCUUCAACAACAAGCUCUAAUCUGGAGGACUGGGUUAAUGCUGCAGAGUUUAUACCUGGACAGCCAUACUGUGGACGAACUGCACCAACUUACCCGGAAGCAAGAGUGGACAAGUUAAUAAUAGAAGGGAGCUCUGAGGCCCCACAAACUGGUGAAGAUGCGAAGAAACAGAUGUGCCCGUACGCAGCAGUGGGAGAGUGCCGAUAUGGUGUGAACUGUGUCUACCUCCAUGGGGAUGUGUGUGAUAUGUGUGGCCUGCAGGUUCUUCACCCCACUGAUGCCUCACAAAGAUCCGACCACAUAAAGGCUUGCAUCGAGGCCCAUGAGAAGGAUAUGGAGCUAUCUUUUGCCGUCCAACGGAGCAAGGACAUUAUAUGUGGCAUCUGCAUGGAAGUGAUAUACGAGAAAACCAAUGCAUGUGAGCGGCGUUUUGGAAUCAUGUCCAACUGCAAUCAUGCCUACUGUCUCAACUGUAUUCGGAAAUGGAGGAGCGCUAAACAAUUUGAGAACAAGAUUGUAAAAUCCUGUCCUGAGUGUCGAAUUACAUCAAAUUUUGUCAUUCCGAGUGAAUACUGGGUGGAGGAGAAGGAAGAAAAACAAAAACUCAUCAAAAAGUAUAAAGAGGCAAUGAGCAAUAAAGCGUGUCGAUAUUUUGAUCAGGGGCGCAGGACUUGUCCCUUUGGUGGCAACUGUUUUUACAGACACGCCUAUCCUGAUGGACGGCUGGAGGAGCCUCAACCACAAAGAAAGCCGAUUGGAUCAACAGGCAGAUACCGGAGCCAGCGGAGAGCACAUUUCUGGGAUUUCAUUGAAGAGAGGGAGAGUGCGGACUCCUACGAAGAUGAUGAGAUGGUCACCUUUGAGCUUGGUGAAGUGCUACUGAUGCUUUUAGCAGAUGGCCCUGAUGAUGACUUUUCAGAUUCUGGUGAUGAGUGGGACUUGUUUCAUGAUGAGAUGGAUGUUGAUUAUUACGAGUUUGACCUAUAGCACCCAUUGUAGAUUUUGGACUGUCUGUUGUUUUUUUUUAGACAGUAGCUUUUCUGUGUUGUGGCAGUGCCAUAUGUCUUAGGCAGGCCAAGCACUCUGGGUGCAGUUUCACUUUGGACGUUUGUGCAGAGUUCUUUGUCAGUAGUACAUCAAAAAAGAAACUUGUUCCUUGUAAGUUAAAUUAACUUGCUUUACUUGAGGUGAGAAGCUGGAAGAUAAAUAUAGCAGCGGGCUAUAUUUCUUUCUGUGGACUAAGAGAUGAGUUUAGGUACCUGACUUAACAUGGGGGCGUCCGACCUGGAUGGUUCUGAAAGUGAUAUUACCACUUGCAAAACCCUGAAAUCAGUGAAAAGGACCAUGUACACCGUAAUUCAUCUUCAGCUUGUGUUAUCCCAUGCCAUACUCUCUGUGUACUCCUACUGUUUUUAAAGAGGGGGUUCUGCAGUCAGUGACCUUUUUAAGAGUCGUGGUAUAAAAUAAUUAUGAUUAACAACCUUAGCCAUUUCCUGCCUUUCUAUUUUUUAAAUUUUAUAUCGUUUGUUAAUGGAGCUCAGGAACCUUGCUCGGAGCUACUGAAUACAAUGUGAAGGAGCCAUACCGUCUGUAAGUCACUGAAGUAAGCAGCCUGUCUUAUUUCUAGGCCUUUGCUCCCAGAUACUGGAUGGUUCACCAACUCCCUCCCAACAAUUCUCAUCAGUAACGUCGUCAGCGUUCAGUUUAUACAGAAAUAUUUUUUAAAGACACUCAAAUAGAUCAGAAAGAAGAGGAUGUUAAUCAGAAUUAUUUUGUGGUUCAGUUUUGAAAAAGGAUUCCACUGUUAAGAUUCCACUUUAUGUACUCUGUUCAGCAAAGGUCAUUUGCCAUGGUAAAAUGAAUUGAUGGCUUUUAUAAAAGCAGAACUAAAACUUGAAGUAGCGCUACAAUGUGAGAUUAACCUCUUCAUAUAACGUUCCUUUUAUUUAUUAACUAUUGGCUAUUCUGACUGACAUUUCAGUGUUAGUCGGCUUAUUUAAAUCCUUCAUCUAAUCUAGAUAAAAAUAAUGACAAACGAUAGGAUUACCAAAGUCGUCUUAUCCCUUUUUUGUAAAAUGCCGUCUCAUUUUAUAACUUGUUGCAAGUUUAUCUGACUGACUUCAGUUCAGAUUGCAUUUGGAUUCUUAACUUAAUAUAGGAUGUUCUUGGUGAAACUUGAUCUGCUGUUUGAGAAUGGGCAGGGUAUUUCAUAAAGUACCUAAUCAAACAAUUGCAGGUAGUGUGUGUGUAGAUAUACAGAUUCAGGCAGACUAACGCCCACCAUUCUCUCCUUUACAAAUGCUCACAUUAACUAAUUGAUGGAUUGAAAAUGCUGGGAGUCGUAAAUGAAUGAGAUUCAGUCAAAAAUACCCAUUUCUACCACCGUGUGAAAUAUUUAAUUCCACAUCCUCGGUUUCUGGCUUCAUGGUUUCUGCACAAUGUGAUCUCACUUGUAGACUGAAAAUUAGCAUACAUGUUCCUAUUCUCCUUUAGAGGAUAAUAGGAUUCUGUGAUUAUUUUAAUGAAAGCAUGAGGCUGGGCAAUUGUGGCAUGACUUGGAUAUGUGACAAGGCAAAUUUAGCCCUUUUCCCUCUUUGUGGAAGUGCACGCGAGGUCUGAUUUUGUGAAGAACUGUGCUGUUGUGAGCCUAGUCAUCUUGGGAAUGAAAAUGGAAGUAAAUGUAGAUGGUCAAAGCUGUUUGAGAUCACUUCCUCGUACCUCUCGAAAUGCAGCUGGAACCGAUGCCCUUUAAACUGUCAUUACAAGUAUAAAACAGCAUUUUUCUAAAUAAAUAUCUUUUGCUCUAAA
This is a messenger RNA of Amblyraja radiata (thorny skate), 3345 nucleotides long. RefSeq names its product makorin, ring finger protein, 1 (gene mkrn1). Gene Ontology annotation, biological process: protein polyubiquitination. The transcript is spliced from 8 exons. Gene Ontology annotation, molecular function: ubiquitin protein ligase activity; metal ion binding. Lineage: Eukaryota; Metazoa; Chordata; Chondrichthyes; Rajiformes; Rajidae. Bases 76 to 1524 code for a protein of 482 amino acids. The record is from RefSeq and is a predicted model, not a curated record.